This is a messenger RNA of Ficedula albicollis (Collared flycatcher), 1497 nucleotides long. Its product is annotated as elastin-like. NCBI's taxonomy places the organism in Eukaryota, Metazoa, Chordata, Aves, Passeriformes, Muscicapidae. The coding region runs from base 1 to 1392 and encodes 463 amino acids. The transcript is spliced from 5 exons. The record is from RefSeq and is a predicted model, not a curated record.
AUGUGCCGCAAGACGUUUGCUUCCUGGAAGGGACUGGAGUCACCCUUGUUGACACAUGGGGGCUGCAGUGCCUCUGUCACUGCGUUGCCCCCCACCACUCCCACCCCCCAGAAUGACAGGCUCUGCCCAAGGCAGCAAAACCCCAAACCCACGGGGGACCCUGACGGCGAGGGGGUGCCCGGAGGGGAGGCUGCGGGGUGGAAAUGGAGAGGGAGGAUUGAAGAGGGGCUGCCUGGGGGGGCUGUACCCCUCAGCAGGGUCCUGGAGGCACAGAGGGGCUGCCUGGGGGGGCUGUACCCCUCAGCAGGGUCCUGGAGGCACAGAGGGGCUGCCUGGGGGGGCUGUACCCCUCAGCAGGGUCCUGGAGGCACAGAGGGGCUGCCUGGGGGGGCUGUACCCCUCAGCAGGGUCCUGGAGGCACAGAGGGGCUGCCUGGGGGGGCUGUACCCCUCAGCAGGGUCCUGGAGGCACAGAGGGGCUGCCUGGGGGGGCUGUACCCCUCAGCAGGGUCCUGGAGGCACAGAGGGGCUGCCUGGGGGGGCUGUACCCCUCAGCAGGGUCCUGGAGGCACAGAGGGGCUGCCUGGGGGGGCUGUACCCCUCAGCAGGGUCCUGGAGGCACAGAGGGGCUGCCUGGGGGGGCUGUACCCCUCAGCAGGGUCCUGGAGGCACAGAGGGGCUGCCUGGGGGGGCUGUACCCCUCAGCAGGGUCCUGGAGGCACAGAGGGGCUGCCUGGGGGGGCUGUACCCCUCAGCAGGGUCCUGGAGGCACAGAGGGGCUGCCUGGGGGGGCUGUACCCCUCAGCAGGGUCCUGGAGGCACAGAGGGGCUGCCUGGGGGGGCUGUACCCCUCAGCAGGGUCCUGGAGGCACAGAGGGGCUGCCUGGGGGGGCUGUACCCCUCAGCAGGGUCCUGGAGGCACAGAGGGGCUGCCUGGGGGGGCUGUACCCCUCAGCAGGGUCCUGGAGGCACAGAGGGGCUGCCUGGGGGGGCUGUACCCCUCAGCAGGGUCCUGGAGGCACAGAGGGGCUGCCUGGGGGGGCUGUACCCCUCAGCAGGGUCCUGGAGGCACAGAGGGGCUGCCUGGGGGGGCUGUACCCCUCAGCAGGGUCCUGGAGGCACAGAGGGGCUGCCUGGGGGGGCUGUACCCCUCAGCAGGGUCCUGGAGGCACAGAGGGGCUGCCUGGGGGGGCUGUACCCCUCAGCAGGGUCCUGGAGGCACAGAGGGGCUGCCUGGGGGGGCUGUACCCCUCAGCAGGGUCCUGGAGGCACAGAGGGGCUGCCUGGGGGGGCUGUACCCCUCAGCAGGGUCCUGGAGCCCAGCCCCACACAAAGCCCUGUCCCCACCGCCGCACACACGGGCGCCCGUGGCUCCAACACACAACCUAGGUAGGGUUUUAUUGUGCAGACAGAGGAACACUCCUGGAUGAUAAGGUUGUUUUUUUUUGUUGUUGUUGUUGCUUUUCAUAGGGUUCUUUUUUUUUUUUCUUUUUUUUUU